Humulus lupulus (European hop) is the source of this 1732-nucleotide messenger RNA. RefSeq lists its product as uncharacterized. The transcript has 3 exons. The record is from RefSeq and is a predicted model, not a curated record. The coding region runs from base 172 to 1572 and encodes 466 amino acids. NCBI's taxonomy places the organism in Eukaryota, Viridiplantae, Streptophyta, Magnoliopsida, Rosales, Cannabaceae.
GGUACCAUCCCCUUGCACCCAUUUUUCGUAGUGGUCCUUAACUACUUUGACCUGGCCCCACUUCAGCUGGCACCCAAUGGCUGGUUGACUUUGAGCUACCUUUUCAUUGCGUUCGCGGUACUUGCCAAAUGUGCCCCUACGACGCUAGAGGUGCACUUCCUGUAUAACCUCAUGCCCUCUCCCAAGUCCAAGGGCUUUUACUAUUUGCAAAAGGCCAAUAGCGAGGUCCCUUUGAUAGAGGGCUCAGUGUCCAAUCCGGGGUCCUGGAAGCGGGACAUUUUCUUCGUAAAGGGCCCUCUUUCUCCCCAUGAGGACUUCCACGCCUCCCCCAAGCAAUUUGCCGUUCCCUUGGUCGUUGGGUCGGAGGCGGACGCCGUGAUGGGCCUCAUUAAUGCUGACCCCGCCCUGAAAAAGGCGGCGUUCUUAUUCACCGUGGAGAAUCUAAACCUCCACAAACUGUCCCCAGUCUCUGACCCCAAGUUGCUGUGGACCAUUCCCGGGUCCAAGAAGAUGAAGGCGAUGUCGGUCGAGCCUUGCCCAGAUGAAGGUGAGGCUGAGGAUGAGCCGGAGGAAGCCCCCCUUGAACGUGGGGGACCUCACCAGCUGCCCCCGUCUCCUGGGGGAUGCCCUCCUUAUGCCUCUUAUGACCAGGACAUAGCCUCCCAAUAUCAAGACCAGCAUGCCAUACUGGGGUGUUUUGUUUGCCCUGACCCUGAGGGCUAUGAUGCUUUCACUCAGGCUCCUCUCGACCCUGGUCCAUCGGGGGCUUACUUUGCCAAUUUUCCAGCACCCCCCUCUGAUCUACUUGGGCCUCACUUUUCCACUUUUUCUGCGCCCCCUCCCGUUUCAGCGAGCGGGUCAUCUGUCCUUACUCAGCCAGGUGCCCCUGGCCUGGAUGGGGCGCCCUGGGUGAAUCGUAUGUCAUCCACUUACGGGCGGUGGUUCACCCAAAUCGCCUCGGACCUCCCUGAGCCUGACUGGAACAGUCUUGGGAGUUUUGCUCUGUCAGACCUUGGGGAAACUUUAAGGCGCACCACUACUUGGGCCCAUAUUGUGGCUCAGCGGUUUGCCAACUCGGCUAACAAUCUCUCCGCGUCAAGUGCUGAGAGGGACCGUCUCACGACCCGAGUCGGGGAGCUUGAGGACACCCAGACUGAACUAAAAAGGGUUCGGUCCAAACUUUCUGUCUCGACAAAAAGGAAGCUGAAGGCGGUUGCCAAAGCCACGACGCUGCAAGACAAGGUCAACAGCCUAGAGAGCGAACUCCAGGGGACCAAGGCUAUCGCGGCUGCGUCACAGGAGAGAGUCACUUAUUUAGAGGCCAAACUCAAGGCUGCUAGGGCCGAACUUGAGGCUGCUAGGGCCGAACUCGAGGCUGUUAGGGCCAAUGUAGCCACAUCGCAGGAGAGAAUUGCUUCCUUAGAGGCGGCUCAGACAGCUAUCGAGUAUAGGUCCAUAGACCACGUCCUUUACGGUGUGUGGAGGCAGGACCCCAACUUUGAUUUUUCUUCCUUCGACGAGCACGUCGUUGCUCAAGCGGCCGUGUGGAGCGCCCGUGGUAGGAGGCCCUGAGGUCGUCAUAUCCUCAUUUCUGUCAACUAUCCCGCUGUGGGCAUAUGCUCACCUUGAGCCUUUGUAAUAUUAUUGUUAUUAUUUUUACUUUGUGAAUCUUUUCAUGUUAUCAAGACUCCUUUUUCAAUAUAUAUAUACAUGUGUGGUUAUUUAUCUCUUA